Messenger RNA from Lodderomyces beijingensis, 1329 nucleotides. Lineage: Eukaryota; Fungi; Ascomycota; Pichiomycetes; Serinales; Debaryomycetaceae. The record is from the annotation of a GenBank genome assembly.
AUGCUAUGUCUCAUCAAAUUGGUAAUUGGGUUGUUGUGUCUAAAUUUGACUCGUGCGUUGUCUCAAAAACACGAAAUUGAACAUGCCUUGGUGUUGUACGAUCCAGAGUUGAUACCAUUGAACGAGACAGCACCUUCAUUACCACCAGACGUGGCCAAGUUUAUCAAUUUCUUGAGUUCGAAAUUUGAGACUGCUUAUGCUGACUAUAAUGACGAAGAAGUGCUGUUGUUUUACCAGGGCAGCUUAAGAUUUGACCAUUUGGUCUUGUUUCCCUCCCUGAAAAAGGCCAUCAAGAACAAGUCCAAUUUGAACCAACGUCAAUUGCUCAAAUUCAGUAAUGAAGGAGGCAACAUUUUCGUUGUUGGCGGCUCAAACAACGCGUUGGUGGAUGGCAUCCGGUCCUUUUUGAACGAAGUGGGCAUCCACCCUGCUCCCAAGAACUACCACUACAUUGACCACUUCAACUCCAAAGAUGGCAUUGUUGAGUUGACCGAGGAGGAGAAUCUCGUCGAGGGCAACAGGAUCUUGACCUCGUUGCAAACGAGUGAAUUCAGCGGCGGCAGUGCGGCUUUGGUUUCCAACAGCGAGUUGAUUCAACCUAUUGUCAAAUGCUCCAAGACUGGGUACACCAACAGAGUCGACGAGGUGAUCAGCGGCGAGACUACGUGGACUUUUGGCGAACAAGGGUUCUUGGCCGUAGCUUUGCAAGCGCUUAACAACGCCAGAUUAGUCUGGAUCGGCUCAACUGACUUGUUAGCCGACGACUCACUAUACAAAUGGGCGUUCCAAGAGUCUGGUGUGAUUAAAUUGCAAUUUGUUCAAUAUGUCAAGGCCAGCGAACCGUAUAUCCCCGAGCCGCAACUAUGGAAGAUUAAAGAUCAAGCCAUAUAUACGAUUGGCGUUUCAGAAUACGUGAAUGGCGAAUGGGUCCCAUACAAAGUCAAGCAAGACGACGAGCAAUUACAAUUGUCAUUCAAGAUGUUGGACCCUUACCAACGAUUGAACUUGAAGCCAUUGGGUCCAGUCAGCUCCACUGAGAAUGGCACGACUUUAGACACCUAUGCCUAUUUUGCAAACUUUACUAUCCCUGACCAUCACGGCAUGUUUACUUUUGAGUUGGACUAUAAAAGAAAAGGAUUGAGUUAUAUCUUGGAUAAGAAGGUUGUCACGGUUAGACAUUUGGCCAAUGACGAGUUCAAAAGGUCCUGGGACAUCACCAACUCAUGGCUAUACAUUGCAAGCACUGUAUUUGUGAUUGUUGCUUGGUAUUUCUUUGUGAUGACUUAUAUCUACGUUGGGAAAUCAAACACUGCAAAGAAGAACGUGUAA